This is a messenger RNA of Seminavis robusta, 2010 nucleotides long. The record is from the annotation of a GenBank genome assembly. NCBI's taxonomy places the organism in Eukaryota, Bacillariophyta, Bacillariophyceae, Naviculales, Naviculaceae.
AUGAAACGCAACGUUAGCGACGAUGAGCAAUCCAAGCGUUCAGCCAAACGUCAUGGCAGAUUGCCUGCAAACAACAACAGUAGUAGCAGUGGAAGCGGCAAUGGUGGAAAUGAUGACGACGGCUCUCCAAGACCAGAAAUUCCCCCGCAAGCCCCCAUCCCCGCUGCGAUUGCUGCCCGCGAUGCGGGUGGCGGUACAUUUCCCAAUCCUACCAAUUUUGCAGAGCGCCUGAUGCACGUGUUGGAGAAUGGACUUGCCAAUGGCUCCCUUUGGUGGGUGGGAGAUGGUCAAACCUUUGCCGUGGAUUCAACCAAGAUCCAACAAAACAAUAUCUUGCAGAACCUUUUCCAGAACAAUGGCCCCACGGACUUUCUCGCCAAUAUGAAUCGAUGGGGGUUCCGUCGUACCAGUGAGAAUCCUGGGCCUGAUACAGUUCUGUCCUUUCAGAACAGUUUGUUCCGCAGAGAUCACCCCCAUUUGGUGAGACACAUGCGAAUGGACAGCAACAUUCAGGAGGUGUUUGGGAGGGCUCAACUGCACAAUGAGACCGAGCAAACGGCCGCUCAACUCGAUGCGGCGGCCAGGGCAGCUGCUUCGGUCGCUCAGUCCACGACCGCGGGCAAUGCUGCUGCUGCUCCCAAUCAAGUGGGAUCAGCCCAGCAGCCCCAACCGCAGGCACAAGCAAGCAGCAAUGCAGCGGCCGCCUUUGGUCAGCAGCCACAGCAACAGGGAAACAAUGUUUCGAUUCAAGGACAGCUUGCGGCCUUUUUGAGCAGUCGUAUUGGAGGGCUUGGACUGCAACUGCAACCGCAGCAGCCACAGCAGCAACAACAACAGCAGCAGCUUCCUAAUAUGGCAAAUUCCAUGGUGAUUCUUCAGCAGCUUUUGGACCAAGCCCAGCGAUACCUCAGUGAACCAACCAUCCCCGCAACAGAAAACUCGACGGUUCGAACAUUGUUGCAGUUGCUGUUGGUGACAGGAAGGCAAGAAAUGCCUCGGUUACAAGAGCAUGAACGAUUGAGAGAACAGCAACAACGACAAGCACAGCAACAGCGACAGGAUCCCGUGCACCAGUUGUUAGCACAACUUACUCAGGCCAUGCAGCCUGGUCAGAACCAAAACCAGCAGACUCAAAACAACGUUUCUGUUGUGAUGCAGCUGCUUCAGCGGCAGAAUCAACCAAAUGCCCAGCAGAGUGCUUCACAAAAUGCUCAGCAGCAUGUUCAGCAAAGCACCCAGCAGAGCGUUCAGCAAGCUGCCCAACAAAGUGUUCAACAAGCUGCCCAACAAAGUGUCCAGCAGGCCGCCCAGCCGAGUGUCCCACAAAAUGCCCAGCAGAAUGUUCAGCAAAACGCCCAGCAUACUCAACAAAAUCAGAACCAAAACCAGCAACAACAAGGAGUGUCGUUGCAGCAGCAGCUGCUUCAAUUGCAGCGGCAGCAAGCCCAACAGCAAAACUCAACCAGCCAGAACGCUGCUGGAAACCAGGCCAACAAUGCUGCCGCUUUGGCCAUGGCACAGAACCAGAAUCAACAGAGCCAACAGCAGGCCAACAACGCGGCGGCUUUGUCUAUAGAAUCAACAAAACCAACAGCAAACCAACAACGCCGCCGCAGCAAUGCCAUGGCGUUGUCCAUGUUGCAGAACCAGAACGCCCCCCAAAAUAUGCUGCAACAGCUGCUGCAAAGACAGAAUCAACAGCAAAGCGGCGCAAACAACCAGAACGCCGUUGCCAAUGUGCAGCAGAACGCCCAGCAAGCCACCUUGGUUCAGCAGCUACAGCAGGUGCAACAACAGCAACAGAAUGCUCAACGACAACAGCAGCAACAGCCAAACGUUCAGCAACACAAAACAACCAGAAUUGCAGCCGCCAACGUGCAGAAUGCUCAGAAUGCCAACCCGCUGCAGAACGCAGUCGCCAACCAACUACAGAAUGCAGCGCAGAACGGUGCACCGAACUUGGCGCAACUGAUGCAGUUGUUGCAACAGAGGCAACAGCAGAAUCGUUAG